Molecule: messenger RNA, 4620 nt
Organism: Strigops habroptila (Kakapo)
Lineage: Eukaryota; Metazoa; Chordata; Aves; Psittaciformes; Psittacidae
Gene: PRKAA1
Product: protein kinase AMP-activated catalytic subunit alpha 1
Exons: 9
Coding region: 47-1729 (560 amino acids)
Biological process (GO): intracellular signal transduction; protein phosphorylation
Cellular component (GO): cytoplasm
Molecular function (GO): AMP-activated protein kinase activity; ATP binding
Source: RefSeq, a predicted model, not a curated record
UGGUUGCUCCUCCUCCUCAGCUAAGGCUCCGGCGCGGGCGGGCACUAUGCGCAGACUCGGCCCUUGGCUCAAGAUGGCGGCGGCGGAUAAACAGAAGCACGAGCACGGGCGGGUGAAGAUCGGGCAUUAUAUUCUGGGCGACACGCUCGGCGUCGGCACCUUCGGCAAAGUCAAGGUUGGCAAACAUGAGUUAACUGGGCAUAAAGUUGCGGUGAAGAUCCUGAAUCGACAGAAGAUUCGCAGCCUUGAUGUUGUAGGAAAAAUCCGCAGGGAGAUUCAGAACCUCAAACUCUUCAGGCAUCCUCAUAUAAUUAAGCUGUACCAGGUGAUCAGUACGCCAACUGACAUUUUCAUGGUAAUGGAAUAUGUUUCAGGAGGAGAACUGUUUGAUUAUAUCUGUAAAAAUGGAAGGCUGGAUGAGAAGGAGAGUAGACGUUUGUUCCAGCAAAUCCUUUCUGGCGUGGAUUACUGUCACAGGCAUAUGGUAGUACAUAGAGAUCUGAAGCCCGAAAAUGUACUGCUUGAUGCACACAUGAAUGCCAAGAUAGCUGACUUUGGUCUAUCAAAUAUGAUGUCAGAUGGAGAAUUUUUAAGAACAAGCUGUGGUUCCCCGAACUAUGCUGCACCAGAAGUAAUUUCAGGAAGAUUAUAUGCAGGUCCAGAGGUAGAUAUUUGGAGCAGUGGGGUUAUUCUCUAUGCUUUGUUAUGUGGAACACUUCCAUUUGAUGAUGAUCAUGUGCCAACCCUUUUUAAGAAGAUAUGUGAUGGUAUCUUUUAUACCCCUCAGUAUCUGAAUCCGUCUGUAAUCAGUCUUUUGAAGCACAUGCUGCAAGUGGAUCCAAUGAAGAGAGCAACAAUCAGAGACAUUAGAGAACAUGAAUGGUUUAAGCUGGACCUUCCGAAAUAUUUGUUUCCUGAAGAUCCGUCAUAUAGCUCUACCAUGAUUGAUGAUGAAGCCUUAAAAGAAGUGUGUGAGAAGUUUGAAUGCACUGAAGAGGAAGUGCUGAGUUGUCUAUACAGCCGAAAUCAUCAGGAUCCUUUAGCAGUUGCUUAUCACCUUAUUAUAGAUAAUAGAAGAAUAAUGAAUGAAGCCAAAGACUUCUAUUUGGCUACAAGCCCUCCAGAUUCUUUUCUUGAUGAUCACCAUCUGUCUCGCCCUCAUCCUGAAAGAGUACCAUUUCUAGUAGCUGAAGCACCACGUCCUCGCCAUACUCUUGAUGAGCUGAAUCCACAGAAGUCAAAGCACCAAGGUGUAAGGAGAGCUAAGUGGCACUUGGGAAUACGAAGUCAGAGUCGACCAAAUGAUAUCAUGGCUGAAGUUUGUCGAGCAAUUAAACAACUGGAUUAUGAAUGGAAGGUUGUAAACCCAUACUAUCUACGUGUUCGAAGGAAGAAUCCAGUUACCAGUGCAUAUUCCAAAAUGAGUCUACAGUUGUAUCAGGUGGACAGCAGGACAUACUUGCUGGACUUCCGUAGCAUUGAUGAUGAAAUCACUGAAGCAAAGUCUGGGACUGCAACUCCACAGAGGUCAGGUUCUGUGAGCAACUACAGAUCCUGUCAAAAAGAUUCAGAUGCUGAUGCGCAAGGAAAAUCUGCAGAUACAUCCCUUACCUCAUCAGUGAAUUCAUCGCUUGACUCUUCUACAGCUGAAUUAACUCCAAGGCCAGGGAGUCAUACAAUAGAGUUUUUUGAGAUGUGUGCAAAUCUUAUUAAAAUACUUGCACAGUAAUCUUGAAGAUGGGCUUAUUUGUUUUACAGCAAUAAGCAUGCCUAAAUCAUAGCCACAUGCUUCCAGUUAUAAUCAAGUUAAAUUUACUAAGGCGCUGAAAAAGCUAGCCGCAGAAUGCAGUUUGCACAGGAAUUGAAAUGAUUAUGGGCAGUUCACAUAUAUUUGAAGCUGGAGUGAAUUCUGAUUGUCUGCUGUCCAGUAGCAGAGGUGCAGGAAGUCACAUGCCCUUGGGGCAGCAUUUGUAACAAUUUACAUUGAGUGCACGUUAGGCUGCAUAUAACAUUUAAGUUAGAUGGACUUUGUUUUUUGUUUUCACUGGUAAUACAUACACCUGAUGCACUGUAAGUAAAUGUACACUUACUAGUUCAGUGACCUGAGUGUGACUUGUUGGUCACCAGCCACAGUUGUGACUCAGUUGGUCAGAACUAUCAAUAUCUUCUAAGAGUAAUGUGUUAAAACUGCUGUCUUCCUCCCCCCCUUACUUGACAGUAAAUGAUAAAGAACUGUUUAAUGCAUUACAGUGUACUACUUUUAACAAUGGGUAAAUUUGAUUAAAUGCAUGCAGGUCCUGCCAGUUGGAAACACAUGUAGGUGCUCUGUAAUGCACUAAGGAUAAAAUUCUGUGGGCUGUGAGUAGAACAGAAAUAUCAAAUAUAUAUAGUUUGCAAAAGCUGUUUAUGUAUAUAUAAAGAUUUUAAAAAGCCAAGAUUUAGAAGCUAUACUGAGUCCACAACAAUGGCGAGAGACUUAAUGCUGAGAAGACUUGACACCGUUGAUAGGGUGACUAUACGAUAGACUUAAUAGGCUAAAACACAGUGUUGCCCUGUCAUUGAGAAUGGUUUGAUCUGUGCAUAUAACUUAGGGUGGCAGCAGCUCCCCACUGCUACUGCAGGCUCAGAAUCCUGAUCCUUAGUAACAUUUGCAUGUAGUUAAGAGCACACCCUACAGGCUGUUGUGUGCUAGUCCAGAAUCUGAAAUUGAUGUUUAAAAAAAAUGUGUUAGUACUUCGAUACAGCUCUUUGUCACAUGUUAACUUAGCAUAUACUAUUUAGAAUUCACUUUGCAGUUGAAACUACAUAUAUAGGUUAGGUUUUCCUGCGCCACAUCUAUAGCAAACUUUGCUAUUUAAAUUAAUUGUGAAUAUUGUAACUUUUCUGCUGAAUAUUGAAAACUGAUCAUGACAACUUGAGCACUAAUAUUUAAGAAGUUUUCAAUAGUAGGUUGCGAUUACCUGUAACAUUCUUUUGCAUUUAUGGUUUUUGCAACGUUUCAGGGAGAAAAAAUGAACCUUAUGUUAAAAUCACAACUAGAACUUGCACAAAAACAUGUAGUCUCUUGUAAAUUGGAUAUAAUUAGCCAUAGUUCUAUUUUUAUCUAGCACUAACAGGCAUAAACAAUAAACCGUCUGUCAUAAAAUGUUUAGUUUUGCAUUCAGUGUUCUCUUCAAAACAAGCUUCAUGAUCACUCUCCCAGGGAGAGACUGGAAAUCAAGGCAUUACUGUGAACAGUGAAACCUGGACUCUUAAAAUGCGAUGGGGAUCCUUGCCAGUGACUUGGGGCUUUAUCCAUGGAAAACUACUAGCUACAGCUAUAAGAACAGUUUAAUCCAAGCCCACUGGCUUCAGUCCAGAAGUUCAUCUGUUACAAACAUGCACAGAAACCUGAAGAAACAUAAAGCUGCUUUAAGCCCUGGAACUGCUGUAACUGCGUUCUGGGCAAUUGCGUGGCCUGCCUAGUAUGUAGGUGCAAGUUACAACUUCAGUUCUUUAUCCUCGAAUGUCACGCAUGGUCCCUGUGAUGCAAGGUUGUAUUAUUGUACCUCAAAGAGAAAGAUUUUUCCUUGGAUAAAACUUUAGGUUUAAACUCCCAACAUUGAGAUGUCAACAGGAGGGACCAGCUGCAAAUCCUAUUUCUAAGUCACAUUUUUAGUCUUGUAGGAAUUGGUUCUGAUGUACUUAAUAAAUCAGUGUGUUCAUCUUCUGUUACCCUUUCAUUUUGAAGUUGUUGCAUAUUGCACUUGUACAACUAUAACAAACGCACAGUUUUUUUAAUUGUAGUAAUUCCUCAUCUGGAAUUGGUUUGGGAUCACUCUUGCAUAUGUUUAACCUAAGUAUUUAUACAUGGUAUCUGCCCCAUGUGAUGCUGAUCACAAAUGCAAGGCGUCAAGGUGCAAAAAGCUUUGAUACACUUUUUUUUGGCCCUCUUGUGCGUUAAGGCAGCCAUGGGUUUUCCUUUGUCUUGUUAGCUGGAGGUCUAAGGAAAUCUCUGGCAGAACCAUACUGUAUCUGUAGUUUUUAAUAGAGUAAGUUGUAUUAGUAUGAUAGACCAGUUUUGGUGGCCAGAAGUUUUCUGAUUGAACUAAGAUUUUUUUAUAGGGGAGAAGGGGAGACUGACAACCUCCUUGAACCCAGAACAGUUGUCUGUUGUAUGACUUUCCCAUGAUUUGUAGAUCUUGCUGUUGAAACUGCUUUCUUCACAUGUUCCUACUGAUAUUGCAGACCUUUUUUUAGUGUUGCGCUACUAUCUGCCAAUAGGCUGUGAAGCAAAACUUCUCUAAGAAAGCUGCCAGGGUUGUAAGGAGGCAGCUUAUGCAAAUACACAAAUUGGUCAAGUAGGUUACUCUGUGUUCCCAAGCUUACUCCUGUUGGAGUACCUUGAAUUAUCUUGCCUUUGUAUUGUAAUUUUUUCAAAAGCAUGGAUGAGCCUGACUGUCCAUGUGCAAUAUAACUCACUAGAUAAGGGAUAAAAAUUCAUCUUGCUGGUGCAAUAUUGAAAAAGGAAAAAACUUUCAUGUUUGUCUUGAUAAUGAGUGUUUAAUACAAACCUGGAAAUAAAAUUUAUUUUACCAGUUGAUUACCGUUGUAAGAUAUGAAGUCCUGUUCUUUAAGAAA